CAGUCACGUUAAAUUGUUACCGUGGCAACCAGUAAUCAACAAGCUGUUUUUGCCGUAGCUAGCCGUGUCAGUAGCAGUAAACUCUAAUUCAGAUAAAACAGUUACAUAUUUUCUGUCAGCAGAAAUGUCUCGGGCUCACGCAGAAAGCGUGAUCAAAAAAAUUAUCCGUGAAAUAGUACAGGAGUGUGCUGUGAGGGGACAUGCUGUGUCGGACACUUUGGUGGCUUUCAUGGUGAAAGCUGUGGUUCUGGACCCAAGAAAUGGCUUUAAUGUUGAUCGGACACUCACCAAACAAGAUGUCCAGAAACUUGAGGAGCUGUGUCUGGAUAAACUUAUGGAAAAGUGCAGCCCAUCCCUUGACACUAUCAAAAUGCAAGUGUAUUUUGAUAUGAAUUAUACCUUUCGACGUGAGUUUCUUGAGGAAAUCCACCAGGUGGUAGAGUCCAGGCUCAACCAAGUGAGCAGAGAGAUCACUGACAGCAGGGUGAAAACACGGGAAGAACUAGAUGCUCUGUACCAUAAAAUAAUCUCUUACAUCCUGCUGCGCUCUGGCAUGGGCUCACCUACAGAUGUCAACACUGUGCAAGAGGCUACAGCUGCCCUGCAGAGUGUCUUCCCUCAGACUGAACUGGGAGCCUUCAUGGUGCUCUUAAAGAGGGACAAGGAGCAGCAGCUCAAUGAGCUCACCAUGAUUGUCACAGGGAUCCAACUCUUCAACAAAGUCAGCAAGAAGGGAGCAGAGGAGACUGACCUCCAUGACCUAAUGCCUGCACUUCUUAAUGAAGCUCUUCCAGUAAUUAGUAAAAACAUAGAGAAGGAGCUGAGUGUAUCACAGAGUUUGGCGUGGAAAUACACAGCUGUGCUGGAGAAGCUAACAGACUCUGAAAGUCAGCCUGAAGAAUGUGACAUGCCUACCGUCUUGCUCAAACAAUCCCUCUACAACAUCAGACAGCAUGAAGCUUUCCUCAAAAUGUUACUGGCUGAUGCACAUUUAUGUGCCAAGCAUGUUGAAUUCCUGCAGACGGAGCUCUCAUCACAGAUGAAGCUACUGAAAGAGACUGUGCAGUCAAAGACAGCUGUACCCACUGCAAAAGUUUUUCCACUCUUCAAGGCCUUAUCAAAGUUGUGGUUUGGACUUCAGGAUGAGGCUGAGCUGCUGAACAUCCUUAGUAACAUCAUGCUCAAUCUGCAGCCCUUCCUUGCCUCUCAGGCCAAGAUUUUUUCUGAAGCUUAUUUGGACAGCCUGCUGGGGGCAUCAGAGGUGAAGACCGAUGAACAGAGAAUGACUGAGUCUUCAGAUGAGCGUAUUGUUCCAGGUGAGAUGAAGACACAGGAAUGGCUCCUGCCUGAAAGAACAGCCAGUUUUAAUGAUCUGUUUCUGCAGUAUAAUGGAUUCUGUGGCUACACACUUGUGAACAGAGAUGGGCUUCUACUUCCAGGUAAUCCACACAUUGGAGUCUUGAAAUACAAAGAGAAGCUUUAUGUUUUCAACUCCAAAAAAGCUGCCUUGAAAUUUGCCUCCAGUCCAGAUGACUUUAUUGCAGAGGUUGCAGAAAAGGCCAAGCUCUCCCCUGAACUUAUCCAGUUCCUCAGACUCCACCAACAGUUCUCCUGCGUCAGUCCAUACUCUGAGAUGCAGCCAGGAGAGAGUUUAUUGGUUAAGCCCAAUACUAAGUGUGACAGCACCACACAGACUGACAUCCACCCAAUGGAGACAAACAUUGUCAGGUCAUAUGAGUGGAAUGAGUGGGAGCUGCGACGAAAAGCUAUCAAACUGGCUGGUCUUCUGACCAAAGUGACACAUUCAGUACAGACUGAUCUGAGUCACAUGAGACGGGAAAAUACCACUCAGACCUGGCCACCCAAGGACGCUGCCUGUCAAAGCAAGAGAAAUGGUGAGAGCAACGUGCCCAAACCUCAGAUCUACCUGGCAGGUCUGAGGGAACAAAAAGAAGGAAGCAUGGUCAAAACAGACCUGACAAGAUCUGUGGAUGAAUAAUCAAGAUGAGAGAUGAAAAGAC
Messenger RNA from Lates calcarifer (barramundi perch), 2021 nucleotides. It is a transcript of the gene cfap206, whose product is annotated as cilia and flagella associated protein 206. Gene Ontology annotation, cellular component: ciliary basal body; axoneme. The record is from RefSeq and is a predicted model, not a curated record. Lineage: Eukaryota; Metazoa; Chordata; Actinopteri; Centropomidae. The coding region runs from base 125 to 1999 and encodes 624 amino acids. The transcript is spliced from 12 exons. Gene Ontology annotation, biological process: sperm axoneme assembly; regulation of flagellated sperm motility; regulation of cilium beat frequency.